Molecule: messenger RNA, 357 nt
Organism: Emiliania huxleyi CCMP1516
Lineage: Eukaryota; Haptophyta; Isochrysidales; Noelaerhabdaceae
Exons: 2
Source: RefSeq, a predicted model, not a curated record
AUGCUCGCGUGCGUCGACUCGAUGAGAGAGAACGAUCUACUCGGCGCGCGAGCGGAGAGGUGCCUCGCCCCCUGCCCUUCAUCACCAUCACCGCAAAGCAUCAGCAUGAUAAGUCCUCGCGCCGUCGUCAGCAUCACCGUCAUCGUCACCGUCUUCACCAGCAUCCUCGCCCCCAUCCUCAUCACCAUCCUCAUCACCAUCCUUGUCACCAUCCUCAUCCCCACCCUCGUCAACAUCAUCAUCAACAACGUCACCUUCUUCUUCAUCGUCGUCGUCAACAUCCUCCCCUUGAUCGCGACAACUCUCUCCGUUCCGGACAACAUCUUCUACAUCGCGGACCAGCUCUUUGUUCGCUGC